AAGGCAAAGUUCACGUCCCCGCCGAGCCGACAUAUAAGAGACCCCGAUCCACGAGACAUCAGUUUCACAAAUUGAAACAACAUGGCGAAGACUUGUAAUAAUUUGUCCGCCGUUUUACAAGGCCUCAAUGACCUGCGCAUGGAAGAUGUUCCUAUCCCGGAGCCGGAAUAUGGAGAGGUCCAAUUGAAGCUGCUUAGCUGUGGAAUCUGCGGCACCGAUGUCCAUCUGUGGAAGCAUGGCGGUAUUGGGGGGCUGCCAGUCACAGAGGCGGUCAUCCUUGGCCACGAGGCCAGCUCCGUGGUCACCAAGGUGGGAAAAGGCGUCACUAGUCUCAAAGUGGGUGACCGCGUGGCGACGGAGCCUGGUGUCCCGUGUCUCCAGUGCAAGAAGUGUAAGGCCGGCCGCUACAACCUGUGCCAAGACAUGCAGGUGAUCAUCCCCAAGUACUGCGGUAGUCUCACUCGAUACGCCAUACACGGAGCCGACUUCUGCUUCAAACUGCCCGACAACAUCAGUGAUGAGGAAGGAGCGGUCAUUGAACCCCUGGCUGUGACCGUGUAUGCUUGUAACAGAGCGGGGAUUCAGAUGGGAGACACGGUGCUGAUAUGUGGGUCAGGGUCAAUUGGACUUCUGUGUCUGCUGACAGUGUUGGCCAGAGGUGCCACUACAGUUCUGGUCACAGAUAUCGCCGAUGAAAAGCUUAAGAUUGCAAAGAAGGUUGGAGCUUCACACACCCUGAAUGUCAAGGGCAUGUCUCCCCAGGAGGCGGCUGCCGCCAUUGAAGGAAUUCUCGGGGAACCAGUCGACGUGACCUUGGAAUGCACAGGCAUGACCUCCUGUGUCAGCACUGGCAUCUAUGCGACGACCCGGGGUGGCAACGUCACCAUGGUUGGGAUCGGCAACCUCAGUAUGGAGGUGCCCUUGGGCACAGCUGCAAUGAAGGAAGUGGACAUCAGAGGAAUCCUCAGAUACUGCCACGAUGAUUUCACUAAUGCGGUGAAACUGGUUGCCAGUGGUAAGGUGGACGUAAAACCCCUAAUCACGCACAGAUUCCCACUGGAGAAGUCUCUUGAUGCCCUGAAGACCACGGCGAGCGGGGUGGCCAUCAAGGUGAUGGUCCGCUGUGCGGACAACUGAAGCACAAAUCUCAGACUGUGUUUCAGAUCUUUAUAUCCAAGAAAUCUAGCACUGUUACAUUUAAGUGGGAAGCAUCUUUCUGGUGCAGUGCCCUAUCGGUAGCUUGAUAAAUGACUUUCGCCAAGGCAGCAUUUUACCUUUUAUAUCCAAGAUAUCUAGCACUGUUACAUUGAAAUACGGAUGCAUGUUUAUAGUCCAGUAUUAUAUGGGUAGCUUGAUUAUUGAGUUUCACCAAGCCAGAAUUUCACCUGCUUAUUUCAAAGAUAUCUUGCACUGCAGCUUUUAAAUAGGUAAAACUCCUUGUCCUUCAGUACCGAAGUCAAGAAGAGUUUUACCCGCGUGAUUGAGUGGGGUAUUGCCUUAACAAAUAGAGUAGUCGCCAGCAUGCCAAGAGCAAGUGGUUUUUUCCAAGCAAUCCUAGAGUGAAUGAGUGAGUGAGUGAUCGCCUUAACUGAAUAACCUACUCAGCAGCACACGAAGAGAAGGGGAUGGAUACCAGUGAGAGAGUGAGUGAGUUAACGCUGCUUUGAACAGUAUUCAGUUAUACACUACGGAUUUACAGUGUACACACCAGUUAAUACUUAAUAAACACAAAAUAAUACUCAAGUCAAUUCGUAACUAUCCGGAAGGGAGCAUUCCCCACUGAAAUCGUCUGAUUCAUGAUUACGAAGUAAUAUAAAUCUCUAUACCUGCGUUCAGUACUUCUACGUUGUGGCUCAGUACUUACAAAUGCAUUUACUUACACCCAUACUAUAGAAGCACUUUGUUAUAUGUUAAAGAGCAGUAUAAGGUUUAAGGGUAAAUCAUGUAUAAUUGUACAUCAUUGUUGUCUAAUAAAUAAUUAACUUUA
This is a messenger RNA of Haliotis rufescens (red abalone), 1987 nucleotides long. Its product is annotated as sorbitol dehydrogenase-like. The record is from RefSeq and is a predicted model, not a curated record. Gene Ontology annotation, biological process: D-sorbitol catabolic process. Gene Ontology annotation, molecular function: L-iditol 2-dehydrogenase (NAD+) activity. The transcript has 9 exons. The coding region runs from base 82 to 1137 and encodes 351 amino acids. Lineage: Eukaryota; Metazoa; Mollusca; Gastropoda; Lepetellida; Haliotidae.